AUGGCGCCUCAUACCAAGGUGGCCAUCAUUGGCUCCGGGCCUGCGGGCCAUACCGCGGCCAUCUACCUUUCACGCGCAGAACUCAAACCUGUCUUGUAUGAAGGCAUGCUGGCAGGAGGCACGGCCGCAGGCGGCCAGCUCACCACCACCACCGAUAUUGAGAACUACCCGGGGUUCGCCAAGGGGAUUGGGGGCUCCGAGUUGAUGGAUGAAAUGCGGGCGCAGUCUCUCCGAUUUGGCACCGAGAUCAUCACCGAGACCAUCACUCGUGUCGACCUAAAGUCGAAACCGUUCCGAUUAUGGAGGGAAUAUGAAGACGCCGACGCCGACGAGCCCGCCCACACGGCCGACGCGGUCAUCAUCGCCACAGGCGCCAACGCCAGACGGCUGGACUUGCCGGGAGAGGAUAAAUACUGGCAGAACGGCAUCUCCGCCUGCGCCGUGUGCGACGGUGCCGUACCGAUCUUCAGGAACAAGCCGCUCGUCGUCAUCGGCGGCGGGGACUCGGCAGCAGAGGAGGCCAUCUUCCUGACCAAGUACGGGUCGCACGUCACGGUUCUGGUGCGGAAGGACAAGCUGCGAGCGUCCAAGACCAUGGCGAAACGACUCCUGGCCAACCCCAAAGUCACGGUCAAGUUCAACCAUGUGGCAGUCCAAGUGCAGGGCGAGGAGAAGGCGCGAGGCUUGAUGACACACCUCAGGGUCAAGAACACCGUCACCAACGCCGAGGAGGUGCUCGAGGCCAAUGGUCUGUUUUACGCCGUCGGCCACGAUCCCGCCACCGCCUUGAUCAAGGGCCAAGUCGACACCGAUGACGAAGGCUACAUCGUCACCAAGCCCGGCACCAGCUACACCAGUCUCCCGGGAGUCUUUGCCGCCGGCGACGUCCAGGAUAAACGUUAUCGCCAGGCCAUCACCAGCGCCGGCAGUGGAUGUAUGGCCGCCCUGGAGGCGGAGAAGUACCUGGCCGACCUGGAAGAUGACGAGCCCACGCUCGACAAGGAGCAAGACGCAAAGAAACCCGAGUCCAACGGCGAUACCGCGCCCGAGUACCGAUCAAAUCCCCUCUUGUGA
This is a messenger RNA of Capronia epimyces CBS 606.96, 1074 nucleotides long. Its product is annotated as thioredoxin reductase. The transcript has a single exon. Gene Ontology annotation, cellular component: cytoplasm. Gene Ontology annotation, molecular function: thioredoxin-disulfide reductase (NADPH) activity. Gene Ontology annotation, biological process: removal of superoxide radicals. The coding region runs from base 1 to 1074 and encodes 357 amino acids. Lineage: Eukaryota; Fungi; Ascomycota; Eurotiomycetes; Chaetothyriales; Herpotrichiellaceae. The record is from RefSeq and is a predicted model, not a curated record.